AUGCUCUUUGGGAACGUCUAUCCAGUUUCUCAGGUUUUGCUCUUCCCCAUCAAAAUCCUCUCCAUCGCAGCCAUGAGUACCUCGUCUCCUCCCAAUCCGCCAUCAAAGGCCUCAAUAGAUGACGGACGGAGAUUCAAAGCUAUUACGUUACCCUGUGAAUGGGUGGAGGAUUACCGCCCAGGUGGUUAUCACCCAGUCAUUCUCGGCGACGUCUUCAACCGCCAGUACAAGGUCAUCCGGAAACUUGGGAAGAAACAAUGGAUAUUCGGACCAGUAGAAGGAACCCGGCAUAUCACGCGACUGCUAGGCGAGUUCGAACAUCGCGGGCCCAAUGGCGUCCACAAGUGCCUGGUAUUUGAGCCUAUGGGUCCGAGUGUGAACACUAUGGUCGAGGAGCUGCCGCAGUUCAAACCUCGCAGGCAAGAAAUGGAGAUCCGAUAUCCGCUUCAGAUGGCAAAGAGCAUCCUGCAGGCUCUUGCAUUUCUCCAUGAAAAUGGUAUCGCCCACGGAGACUUCCAGCCGGGAAACAUACUCUUCACUCUUGAUAAUAUCAACUCGAAGCCCGGGAACUUAGUCCGGCAAGAGGAAGAUGUGCAAGCCCGGUCGAUCUCGCGACCUAUAGAGAGGCUAGAUGGUAAACAAGACAAAUGGGCUCCUCAAUAUCUUUGUGUUGCGCAGCCACUGGUGCCCUUUACUUACUACACAGAAGGGUUCAAGGUCAAAUUAUCCGAUAUAGGUGGUGCAUAUUUCCUUACCGAUCCGCCGGAAAAGCCUGUUACUCCACUCGGCCUCCGAGCUCCCGAGUCGAUCCUCACCGGAUCCGUCAAUAAUACCGUUGAUGUCUGGAGUUUCAGUUGCAUUGUCUUUGAGCUUAUCACCGGACAGCCACUCUUCUGUAUACCAUACUCCGGGAUGGAAGAUGACGAUCAUCUUGUUUACCUCACCGCCCAGCUCGGCGCCCUCCCCGACGAGCUUUUCAGGCAUUGGAAGACAUCGUCGCUCUACUUCACUCCUGAGAGGAAGCUCUUUAAUUGUCAGCUUGGAGGAGUUACUCCGGGGGAGGAACCGCUUAUGGUGGAGCAGACAUCCAUCGAAGAGUCAUUCGAUCAGGCAGACCCGGAUCUUGAUGAGGAGGAAGCUCAUAAAGUGAAAACGCUCAUUCGAUGGACUUUACAAUAUGAUCCCGCGAAGAGACCAUCACCCGCGGAGAUCUUAUCUGAUCCGUGGUUCUGCGACAUUAACUUUGAGAGCGACCCGUCCAAGGUAAAUCUAGUCUAG
Penicillium expansum is the source of this 1278-nucleotide messenger RNA. RefSeq lists its product as uncharacterized. The record is from RefSeq and is a predicted model, not a curated record. Gene Ontology annotation, molecular function: protein kinase activity; ATP binding. The coding region runs from base 1 to 1278 and encodes 425 amino acids. NCBI's taxonomy places the organism in Eukaryota, Fungi, Ascomycota, Eurotiomycetes, Eurotiales, Aspergillaceae. The transcript has 4 exons. Gene Ontology annotation, biological process: regulation of mRNA processing; spliceosomal complex assembly; protein phosphorylation.